CUUUAAUUCCUUCAAUUAAUAUUGCCUUUGGCUUGAUAGAAUUAUUAAUAAAGUCUUAUGCAUACUAUCAAGUACAUUUGGUUUAUUUAAAAAAAAAACCGUGUUAAUCGAAAAAUUUACUACAUAUUUGUUUUUCCAGAUAAAUAAUAGUAAAAAUAAUCAAGAAUCGACCAACCGGCGAAAAAAUAUUUGAUUUCCACGUUUGCGCUGGUUAGACGAAGAUUUUCAGCUUAAAACCCAUUAUCCAAAGACAGUGCGUGACUUAGGACUUCUUAACCUUUUAUAAUACUGGAAAUAUAUAAUAUGGGCGCAUACCUGUCACAACCAAAGACGGAUAAAGCGUCCACAGAUGAAUUCAAUGAUUGGCUUGUUGUGGGUGCCAGCUCCAUGCAGGGAUGGCGGAACAGCCAAGAGGAUGCACACAAUUCUAUUUUAAAUUUCGACAAAAAUACCUCUUUAUUUGCCGUGUAUGAUGGACACGGCGGUGCGGAGGUAGCGCAAUAUUGUGCCGAUAAGUUUCCAGAGUUUCUCAAAAACCUUGAAAGUUAUAAAAAUGGACAAUUUGAAGUAGCACUCAAAGAUGCAUUUUUGGGAUUUGACAAAACGCUGCUAGAUUCAUCAGUAGUCGGCAUACUAAAAGUAUUGGCAGGAGAACAUAACCUCGUGGAUGAUGAGGAAGUAGAUUACGGAGAUGAUGAAGAUUUGGCUGAGUUGCAAGAGGAGAGCAAUUUGCCACUUAACGAAGUUUUAGAAAAAUAUAAAGGGCUGCCGCAGGCACACAAUUUGGACAAUUCGAAACCGGGGAAUGAAAAGAAUUUAAAUUUGUUUUCGUCGUACUUGCGCGGUCGUCGAGCUGCAGCUCUAGCUGCCGAAGCUGUUAAUAAGGCCGUAAUGGACCCCGCAGCUGAGCCAGAAGGUUCUUCUACUUCAGCAGCAGCUGCUGCAGUAUCAGCCUUAAGAGAGUUUGACUAUCAUGGGCCUAGCUAUGAAAAGAAGGCAAUACAUAACCCACAAUACGAACCAACUGUCAGCAUUACCCACGCCAGCAAUACAAACCAGUUAUGCGACGAUGAUAAUCAAAUCGGGCAAUCGAAUGAGAUGAAUUUAAAGCAAGAGGUGUUAACUUCUUCAGAGCCUAUGGGAACAAUGACAUAUGAGAAGGCAAACACCACCGAAUCAACUAAAUUACUCAAAUAUGGGUCUAACGAUAUCAGCAAGGAAAAUCAAAAUGGACAAUCCUUUAGAAGCGAGGACAGCAGCAAGAAAACUGAAAAACUGGACAAAACAAAUAGUUCUCAAGAUGAUGAGUCAACAGAUGAUGAUGACUAUGAAGAAAAUGACUUGGUCGGGAGUCCCGAUAUUUCCUCUGAAGAAAGCUCCGAGGACUGCAAUGCAAACGAUGAUGAUGAUGAGACGGAUGAAGAUCUGAGGGCUAAUGAUAAUUUCUGCGCCAACAUGAUUGAAGAACCUGGCAAAGAUAGUGGAUGUACUGCUGUUGUCAGUUUGUUACAUGGUCGAGAUCUGUAUGUAGCAAACGCUGGAGACUCGCGAUGUGUCAUAUCCCGCAAUGGUCGAGCUAUCGAAAUGAGCCUUGAUCACAAGCCUGAAGAUGACGAAGAAGCUUCGCGCAUUAUUAGGGCAGGUGGCCGCGUCACUCUUGACGGUAGGGUAAACGGUGGCUUAAAUUUGUCUCGAGCCCUUGGAGACCACGCUUACAAAACCAAUCUUGAACUGCCAGCUGAAGAACAAAUGAUAUCUGCUUUACCCGACAUCAAGAAACUAAUUAUCACGCCAGAGGACGAGUUUAUGGUUUUGGCUUGUGAUGGUAUAUGGAACUAUAUGUCCAGUAAGGAAGUCAUUGAUUUUGUACGGUUCAGAUUAAAAGAUAAAAGCAAAAAAUUAUCGAAAAUUUGUGAAGAGCUUUUUGAUAACUGUUUAGCUCCUAAUACAAUGGGUGAUGGGACCGGUUGCGACAACAUGACUGCUGUGAUUGUAAGGUUUAAGGAACAGCUACAAGAGCUACAGGCUCCAAUCGAAGCUGAAAAUUUUUAUACGCCAAUGGAAAAGGUAUCGAAAACUGAUCACAGUGUGGUAAAGCGGCGCGCUUCGCAAGAUACCGUCGCUGGAGACACAAAUUUAGGAAAAAAAAGUAAACCUAAACGCUUGAAAAGCAACACAGAUGAUAACGAAAGCCGUACCAUGAAUCCCUUAUAAGUCGCUAUUGUUAUUUAUUAUUGACUUUCAAAAGCGCUAUCGAUAUAUUUAACAUCUGAUUAUACCGUACAUUUAAAUAGUAAUAAUUACCUACAUUUUAUUUAACUAAGUACUACCUAAUUCUUUCUUUAAUGACUAUACAGAUCAAUUGAAGUUAAAUUAUUCACAUUAAUCUGAAUUUUAGGAAUAUGUACAUCAAAUUAAACUAUCUUGCAAAAUAAAAUUCAUGUUCUGCUUCCGAA
Messenger RNA from Drosophila biarmipes, 2456 nucleotides. Its product is annotated as probable protein phosphatase CG10417. The coding region runs from base 304 to 2214 and encodes 636 amino acids. NCBI's taxonomy places the organism in Eukaryota, Metazoa, Arthropoda, Insecta, Diptera, Drosophilidae. The record is from RefSeq and is a predicted model, not a curated record. Gene Ontology annotation, molecular function: cation binding; protein serine/threonine phosphatase activity. The transcript has 3 exons. Gene Ontology annotation, biological process: protein dephosphorylation.